AUGAAGAUGAGUUCUGUGUUUUUGGUCCUGGGCUUCGUCCUGAUCAUGGGGCUCUACUCAGACGCUCAGCCUGAAGGUGUUAAAAAUUUCACAGAGCCUACAGAAUGCUGUUCUGAGUUUUUCACUGGCAAAAUUCCUCCUGAAGAGAUCCUGAAUAUUACAAAGACAGAUUCACAGUGUCCACAGCAAGGCUUCAUUGUUACUACUCCUAAGUUCCCCAGACUGUGUGUUCAUGAAGUUCAGGGACGUGAGUUUAAUACACACAUUUGA
Molecule: messenger RNA, 270 nt
Organism: Neoarius graeffei (lesser salmon catfish)
Lineage: Eukaryota; Metazoa; Chordata; Actinopteri; Siluriformes; Ariidae
Product: C-C motif chemokine 14-like
Exons: 3
Coding region: 1-270 (89 amino acids)
Biological process (GO): immune response
Cellular component (GO): extracellular region
Molecular function (GO): chemokine activity
Source: RefSeq, a predicted model, not a curated record